Heterostelium album PN500 is the source of this 2586-nucleotide messenger RNA. It is a transcript of the gene forF, whose product is annotated as actin binding protein. Bases 1 to 2586 code for a protein of 861 amino acids. The transcript is spliced from 7 exons. Gene Ontology annotation, molecular function: small GTPase binding; actin binding. Gene Ontology annotation, biological process: actin cytoskeleton organization. Lineage: Eukaryota; Evosea; Eumycetozoa; Acytosteliales; Acytosteliaceae. The record is from RefSeq and is a predicted model, not a curated record.
AUGGUUUCAUCGAAAGAUGUAAUUAUUUAUAUAUAUGGUUUCCAAAUAAGACAAUCAUCAAGAAUGAGAUUGUUUGGUGGUGGUAGAAAGAAAAAGGAGAAAUCGGAAUCUGGAAAUAGAGAUAGUGUCGAUGGCGAUAGCGAUACAUUGCAACUUCCUGUGAAGCCAGGAAAGCGAUACAGUAUGGCAUACUCACAGCACAGCAGUGGAGCAUCUUCGUCGUCAUCGUCGAAACUCUCUGAUAGCGGUGCCGACGGAAAGGCCGUCGACACGCCAGAGUUCUUUAUCAACACAAUCAAAGUGUUGCCAAACAUGGAGAUACUGGCAUCGCUUUGUUCAACGCUACAAGCAAAGGGACCGACAUGGGCAAAACAAUUCAUUGACAGCAACGGAAUUGAAGUGCUUCUCAAUGUGUUGGUACACAUUGAGAAGAACGACCACAAGAAGGCAGACGACGUCGUCUUGCAGUCGCUCACAAUGACCUGUCUUCUCUCGCUGAUGAACUCAAAGACGGGCAUUGACACGGCGAUAAAAACACCAAACUCUAUGAACAAGUUGAUUCUCUGUUUGGACACACCGAGGAUCGACACUCGUUCCUCGGUGAUCGAGUUGUUGACUGCGGUCUGUCUGGUGUCCGACGAAGGAUAUCGAACGGUGCUCGACGCGUUCACUCACUAUCGUGGAGCACGCAAGGAAAAGGUUCGUUUCUUCUUCCUCAUCGACACGAUGAAGAAGACCGAUACAACGGAUUUCAGUGACAUUGAUUAUCUCACUAUUUGUUUGGGACUGAUCAAUGGUUUGGUGAAUUCGUCGGAGGAGGUAGACGAGCGUGUUCAACUGAGAACGGAAUUCACACGUUUGGGACUGGACGAGUUGCUCUACAAGAAUAAAACGAUUCCCUACGAAGACGCACCCGAUCUGCUGACACAGAUCGACGUCUAUGAAGACGAAGCGCGUGCCGACCAAGAGGAAAUCCUUGACAAAAUCAACGGACUCGACAUCAACAUUGAUAAUCCCAAGGAGACCAUUGGCGACAUUGACGGCACUACUGACAAGGUGUCGUUGGAGGAGCUGCUGGCGUCGACCGGUGCUUCGGUUGCCAUGCAAGCAGAGCUACAGAAAGUAUCGGAGGAACUCUACAAGGUGAAGGAUCAACUGAAAAAGGUUACAUUCGAUCUCAACAUUGCUCAUACCGAGCUGAGCUCGCGUGAGCAAGAGACCUCGGUGAUGAAGAGCAACAUGUUCAACACUGUCAAGAUGAAGAAUCAAGAGUUGAGCAAGCUCAAAGGACAAAUGAAAAAGAUUGACGGUGGAUUCUUUACGCCACCCAACGAGUCGCCACCACUCGACUCCUCCGAUGACUCUUCAUCCACCAAUCUCUCGGAUUCUGUUCCAUCGCCAAAUUCAACAAGCAGCGGUUUGAAACCACCAAAAUCAUCGAGUUCCAAUCCUAAAUCCGGUGACGAACAAACACCACCACUAAAGAGUGCACUCAAGAAAUCAACUUCUUCAACCACCUCCACCACAGAUCUUACAUCAUCAUCAUCAACAUCAUCAACAUCAUCAAGACCACAACUAAAUGAAAAUACAUUUACAAUUCAUAACCCUGAACCAACAACAACAGAAACAAAACAACCAGAACCUGUAGCAGCACCACCUCCUCCUCCACCACCCAGUGGAGGCCCACCACCUCCACCACCUCCUCCCGGUCCACCUCCACCCCCUCCUCCCCCUGGCGGUGGUCCUCCACCUCCACCAGGACCUCCUCCUCCCCCAGGUGCACCGCCUCCUCCAGGAGGUCCACCCCCACCUCCAGGAAUGAAACUUGCAGCGAACGCACCGAAAUUCAAUAUCGCCAAACCAACGACCAAAGUCAAGCAGCUGCAAUGGACAAAGAUCCCACAGAGAAAACUAGGAGAGACUAUCUUCUCGACGCUCGGUAAUGUCAAGACCGACUGGAUCAAUGCUGAACAACUUGAAUCAUUGUUCAUAGCGGCGGAAGCAGUCAAAAAGACAGAUGAGAAGAAGAAAGAUACCACUGCAAAGCCUGGAACAGUGACAGUCAUCGAUGGAAAGAAAUCACAGAACCUGGCAAUCUAUUUAUCUAAAUUUAAAUGUACAAUACCCGAGAUUAAAAAUGCACUGUUUACUCUGGAUGAAGAGAUUCUCAACAACGAAACAUUGAGAUCAUUAGAGAGUUAUUUACCAAAAGAAGAAGAUAUGGAAGCAAUUAAGGAUUAUCUAAAAACAGGUGAUGUAAAAAUGUUAUCAAAACCUGAACAAUUCCUUAUUGAAUUCGAUACCAUAAGCAAUGUAACAGAGAGAGUCAGAGCAUUCUAUCUUAAACUAACAUUCCCUGAUAAAUUACGUGAAAUUAAACCAGAUUUAGAUCUUUUUAUAAAUGCAACAAAACAAAUUAAGAGUAGUAAAAAGUUUUUAAAGAUUAUCGAAGUUAUAUUGGUCAUUGGUAAUUUCUUGAAUGGUGGAACUGCAAGAGUUGGACGGUUUGCUCAAGUUGACCGAUACAAAGACAUCGAACAACAAAUCGAAUCUCUUGAUCUACAUCAUCGGGGAGUUGGAGAUUAA